This is a messenger RNA of Suillus paluster, 1779 nucleotides long. RefSeq lists its product as uncharacterized. The transcript has a single exon. Lineage: Eukaryota; Fungi; Basidiomycota; Agaricomycetes; Boletales; Suillaceae. Bases 434 to 1738 code for a protein of 434 amino acids. The record is from RefSeq and is a predicted model, not a curated record.
UCCUACGUCAUCAUUACCCACUCGAUCCGAUAGGAAAGAAGCAGGACGAAGAAUCUAGCAGCGACGAAAAUACCAGCCGGACCUGUAUUGUCGCCAGAGACCAGUGAUUGUGCAUUGCGUUGACGUGGACGAUUUUACAUUAUAAGAUUCCCUACUUACUUGAAAGUUCAUGUGUAUCAUACAUACUUAGCAUAUGCCAACGGACAAUAGGGAACACUCUUCUAAUGUCAAAACUCUUCCCGCGCACAAGCUAGCUUGGCCUAGCUUAGAUUAGGAGCGGUUGCAAUUUGUACCUGCUUGUCACACCACCAACUUGGACACCGUCGGGUCUGUCCCUUUGACCCUUCAGCCAAAGGCCCAAAGUAUCAUUCAUUCCUUUAUACCAUAUCUAUAUCUUUAACUAGUGUCUGGGUGUGUGCGGAUCCAAAAGCUGAUGAACCCUCUCCGUGAUAUCUCACAUCCUCAGUCUCCCGCCCCGAACCAAUCGAACCUCGUAUCGGGUUCUAAUCAGCGACUCAAUGCUCCUUCUGUCAUCACGGUCGACGUCCCUGUCAGCGUCGCCCGACGACAGGAGACACAGAGCAGUCUGAGACAAGCAUCCGUGGCUCUAGAUGCUGCAUAUGAGCGUGUCACACAACUCAGACACAACAUCAACAAUUUGCUCAACCAGAUGCCACCGGAAUUCACAGAAGGACGCUCAGCCGCACGCGACAGGACGCCAGAGUCCAGUAUCGCACCCCCGCAUGCUGCCUUGGUCCUUACCGGGUCAGAUGCUCCAGAGUCAGUCCUGGAGUUCAACAGGCGCGUUCAGAGGUUGAGAACAAUCAUCAAUCCCUCGGCCAGGCAGCGCCUGGAAGAUUUUGAGACCAUGGCGAGACGCAGGAGAGGUUCUACUUCGGAGCGUGCUUCAGACGUGCCACGCAAUCCCAAUAGAUCCCAAUGGUGGGAUACACCUGCCGAUUCACCCUCUCGGAUACUCCCAGCUCGCGCUCGUUCCCCUCCGCUGCCAGACUUGAUUAUUCCUGCAAACAGGACCGCUCUUCCAAGCAGUCUGGAAGAACGCUCUGCUUUCCGCAGCCAGCUUGGGAUCAUACAUCCCGAUGAUCCCAGCACUAUGAUCGGGCGACAAGUGGCAGCGCGUACUAGCUCAGAACGCCAGAACAUCACCGCCCCACCACUCGAACAACGACUCCAAAAUCAGACCUCUGUCAUUGCGCGGGAUUUAGCGAACUUGGCUAGUCAGCUUGUGAUGCGGGGAGUUCGCCGUAUUGAUGACGCUGCUCGGCAAACGCAGUCUCGGCUACCAAGCCUGAGCGAUAGAUCCGUUUUACAGGGACAAGGGACCGUUCCGGUUCCUUCAGAGGCAGAGAUGGACUGGGAACCUACUGUGCCACAGCGAAACAAUGACCCGCUCCUCACAUUCGUGCUUGAUAUUGCGGCUACGCCCGACUCAUCCACGCGUCCUUCUCAGUCAUCGAGUGAUUUGAAUAGGCGGUGGACUAGUGAGCACGCCGAGCGAACACCACUAUUAGAAGAGCGGGACCAAGCCCCCCCCAGCGUGCCGCAGAGACCACCACCUCAUUACCUGAAUGCUAGAUCGUGGCCUAGACAAGCAACUGCAAAUAAUGCAGGUGAAACUUCGACGUCUUUUGGCUCUUACAGACGUCGCAGGGGAUGGGGUACGUCGGUCUUAUUACUAGAUGGCACUUCUCUGACCCUCAAUUUCAGCGCGCCUUAAUGCGGAUGGGGAUGAGAUUAUUUCAGAUGACGAAGAUGAAG